CCCCCUACUCCAGUCAUGCUGAGCAGAGUAUGGAAGCAGCUGACUACGAGGUGCUAUCCGUGCGAGAGCAACUCUUCCACAACUGUGUCCGCAAGUGCAUCAUCUCAGUACUUCUAUUUGCCACACUCUACAUCCUCUGCCAUAUCUUCCUGACCAGAUUCAAUAGGCCUGCUGAGUUCACCACAGUGGAUGAUGAAGAUGCCACUGUCAACAAGACUGCACUGGAGCUGUGCACCUUUACCCUGGCAGUUGCCCUGGGUGCUGUCCUCCUCUUGCCCUUCUCCAUUAUCAGCAACGAGGUUCUGCUCUCACUGCCACAGAACUACUACAUCCAGUGGCUCAAUGGCUCUCUUAUCCAUGGUCUCUGGAACCUCAUUUUUCUCUUCCCCAAUCUGUUCCUCAUCUUCCUCAUGCCAUUUGCAUAUUUCUUCACAGAAUCUGAGGGCUUUGCUGGCUCCAGAAAGGGUGUCCUAGGUCGGGUCUAUGAGACGGUGGUGAUGUUGAUUCUCCUCACUCUGCUUGUGCUGGGCAUCAUGUGGGUGGCAUCAGCCAUUGUAGAUAACAACAAGGCCAGCAGGGAAUCACUUUAUGACUUCUGGGAGUACUACCUCCCCUAUCUUUACUCCUGCAUCUCCUUCCUUGGUGUCCUGCUGCUCCUGGUGUGUACGCCGCUAGGUCUUGCCCACAUGUUCUCGGUCACUGGGAAACUACUGGUCAAACCCCGGCUACUAGAAGAUCUUGAAGAACAGCUGAACUGCUCCCACCUCCUGCUGGCUGCCUUUAGCAUGGAGCUGCUACACAAACAGGUUCUGGCUCUGCAGACACAAAGGGUCCUUCUGGAGAAGCGGUGGACAGCUUCAGCCUGGCAGUGGAACCUGGGCUACCCUUUGGCCAUGCUGUGCUUGCUGGUGCUGAUGGGCCUGUCUGUGCUCCUUGUGGCCAUCCAUAUCCUGGAGCUGCUUAUUGACGAGACUGCUAUGCCACGGGGCAUACAGGAAUCAUCUCUGGGCCAGGUCUCAUUCUCCAAGCUGGGCUCUUUCGGUGCUAUCAUCCAGGUUGUACUAAUUUUUUACUUGAUGAUGUCCUCCGUUGUGGGCUUCUAUAGCUCUCCCCUGUUCUGGAGCCUGAGGCCCAGGUGGCAUGACACAGCCAUGACACAGAAAAUUGGGAACUGUGUCUGCCUCCUGGUCCUAAGCUCAGCACUUCCUGUCUUCUCUCGAACUCUCGGGCUGACUCGCUUUGACCUGCUGAGUGACUUUGGACACUUCAACUGGUUAGGCAAUUUCUACAUCAUCUUUCUCUACAAUGCAGCCUUUGCUGGCCUCACCACACUCUGUCUGGUGAAGACCUUAACUGCAGCUGUGAGGGCAGAGCUGAUCCGAGCCUUUGGGCUGGACAGAUUGCCACUGCCUGUCUCCAGUUUUCCCCGGGCAUCUAGGAAGAACCAGCACCAGUGACCUCCAGCUGGAGGGUGGGAGGGAGAAAACUGGACACUGCCAUCUGCCACCUAGCCCCGGAGGCAAGCCCA
Jaculus jaculus (lesser Egyptian jerboa) is the source of this 1528-nucleotide messenger RNA. Its product is annotated as protein LMBR1L-like. Lineage: Eukaryota; Metazoa; Chordata; Mammalia; Rodentia; Dipodidae. Gene Ontology annotation, molecular function: transmembrane signaling receptor activity. Gene Ontology annotation, biological process: receptor-mediated endocytosis; signal transduction. The record is from RefSeq and is a predicted model, not a curated record.